AUGGACCACUGUCGGGCAGACUUCGGAUUCAUGGACAACGGAAGGAACGAGUGUUUAACUUGGGAUAGCAAGAAGUUUCUGCAAUCGAUCGAUCCAGACCAGGCCAUUCUCACAAUGUCUCAGAAUAUCGCUUUUUCACGUGUACAACGCGAGUGCAAAGAAAUCAUCACUAAUAAAGAACUGGCUGAAACAGGCGUAAUGAUUGAAAUUCGAAAUGACUCAUUGACAAAAAUACGUGGAGAGAUACGAGGCCCACCAGAUAGUCCAUACGAAGGUGGUACUUAUGCUUUGGAUAUCACAAUUCCAGACGAAUAUCCUUUCCAGCCACCUGUAUGCAAGUUUAUUACAAAAAUUUGGCAUCCUAACAUCAGCUCGCAGACUGGGACAAUUUGCCUUGAUAUAUUAAAAGAGCAAUGGGCCGCUUCUCUAACUUUGCGCACCGUGUUACUGAGUAUUCAGGCACUGUUAACUUUACCGGAACCAAAUGACCCUCAAGAUGCUGUUGUUGCUAGGCAAUACAUGGACAAUGCUCAGCUUUACAAACGAACGGCUCGAUUUUGGGCGCAACAUUAUGCCAAAGCCGAAGGUAAGCGGGAUGAUGAGUUCUGGAACAAAAUCGACAAACUCAAAGAUAUGGGAGUCAAGCAGGAGGACGCUAUCUCGGCACUAAGCUGCAACUGGUGGGAUUUGUCGAGAGCCACUGAUUAUGUUUUUGGAUAA
Messenger RNA from Brugia pahangi, 720 nucleotides. The record is from the annotation of a GenBank genome assembly. NCBI's taxonomy places the organism in Eukaryota, Metazoa, Nematoda, Chromadorea, Rhabditida, Onchocercidae.